AAAUAACGUAUCCUUCUCGUCCUCAACUAACAAAACAAGCAGACUCAAUUGAAUUGAUUAAACCUAAAACUAUCAGAAUCACCAACCCAAAUUCCCCAAAUCCUUCUCUCAAUCCAUCCCAAAAUCCACAUGGAUCAUCAACUCUGAUACUUUCGAUUCCUAAGAGUUUCUCCUCUUUCAGGGUUGCACCGGCAGAGGCCCUACUCAAUCGCCGAUGUCUCUCUCCUUUCACUCUCGUUGCUUACUUGUCCUGUUUUGCUUCAUAGGCUUUGGUUUUGAUUUUGGGCAGGCGUUCAAAGUCCCUUUUACAGUUAAAGAUGUGCUUCCAGUCCUGCCGCGUCAGAUUUCGUGGCCAGUUUUGAACAAUUUUCACAGUGCGGUCGAUUUGUUGCCGUAUUUCGUGGGAUCGGUGACCCCAAAUAAUGAAUCAAUCGAGUGGAAAGGAGCUUGCUUCUAUGGAAACGAGGCACGUCUUGAGUUUACCGAAGGUGAUCGAGAUGAUACGGGCUUGGGCGGCGGCGUUCUCUAUCUCAAGACAUCCGAAGCACACAGCUGGACCUGUAUGGAUCUCUAUGUUUUUGCUACACCAUAUAGGAUUACUUGGGAUUACUACUUCUCUGCUCGAGAGCAUACAUUGGAGUUUGAUUCUUGGGAGGAACCUGCAGAGUUAGAAUAUGUGAAGCAGCAUGGUAUCUCUGUGUUCCUCAUGCCAUCUGGAAUGAUGGGGACCUUGUUUUCUUUAAUAGAUGUGUUGCCACUAUUUUCUAAUACUGUCUGGGGUCAGAAUGCUAACCUUGGUUUCUUGGAGAAACACAUGGGUGCGACAUUUGAAAAGCGUCCUAAGCCUUGGCUUGCAACUAUUAAUCCUGAAGAUGUGCAUUCUGGGGACUUUUUGGCGGUAUCAAAGAUUCGUGGUCGGUGGGGUGGAUUUGAGACAUUGGAAAAGUGGGUGACAGGGGCAUUUGCUGGUCAUACAGCAGUUUGCUUAAAGGACGAGAUCGGUAAUCUUUGGGUUGGUGAAUCAGGACAUGAGAAUGAAAGGGGUGAAGAAAUUAUAGUCGUGAUUCCUUGGGAUGAAUGGUGGAAUUUCGCUUUGAAAGAUAGUUCCAAUCCGCAAAUAGCCUUGCUUCCUCUUCAUCCUGAUCUGCGUGCAAAGUUCAACAACACUGCGGCAUGGGAAUAUGCUCAAAGCAUGUCAGGCAAACCAUAUGGUUAUCACAACAUGAUAUUUAGUUGGAUUGACACGAUUGCUGACAACUAUCCACCACCUCUUGAUGCUCACUUGGUUAUUUCUGUCAUGUCUAUGUGGAGUAGAGUGCAGCCAGCUUAUGCUGCAAAUAUGUGGAACGAAGCGCUAAAUAAACGGUUGGGAACUGAGGGUUUAGACUUGUACGGAAUCCUAGCGGAGACUGAACGGCGUGGCCUAGCUUUCGAUCAAUUACUAUCCAUUCCAGAACAAGAUGAAUGGGUCUACAGUGAUGGAAAAUCGACAACAUGUGUUGCCUUUAUUCUUCAGAUGUAUAAAGAGGCUGGAAUUUUCAGUUUCCUUUCAAACUCUAUUCAAGUAACUGAAUUUACAAUUCGUGACGCAUACAUGCUUCAGAUCUUCGAGAAUAACCAAACACGCCUGCCAAAUUGGUGCAACAAUGGGGAUGGUCGGCUCCCGUUUUGCCAGAUCCUUGGCGAGUACUGGAUGGAAUUGCCCCAGUAUAACACCAUAAAGCCGUAUGCCAACAUGAAUGAGAACUGCCCAUCUUUACCCCCCAGCUAUGAUAGGCCUGUAAGAUGUUAAUAUGUUAAUUUGAACCGCCCAGGUUUGUUAUGGUUUUCCCACGCACAUUGCAUAUUGCCAGUUAAGCUUGUGAUAAGUUAUUACCAAUCUCCUUUAAGCAUCUGUCCCAAACAAUUCAAAAAUAUGUUAUUUGUUGUUCCCGUGUAACCAACUUCAGAUAUUCCUGCUGUAAAUAUAUUUAUACUAUCCUCUUAAUGAGUGUUUCUUAAUUCCUACCA
This is a messenger RNA of Tripterygium wilfordii, 2010 nucleotides long. RefSeq lists its product as uncharacterized. The transcript has 7 exons. Lineage: Eukaryota; Viridiplantae; Streptophyta; Magnoliopsida; Celastrales; Celastraceae. The record is from RefSeq and is a predicted model, not a curated record. The coding region runs from base 215 to 1792 and encodes 525 amino acids.